Prunus dulcis (almond) is the source of this 2583-nucleotide messenger RNA. RefSeq names its product DEAD-box ATP-dependent RNA helicase 46. The record is from RefSeq and is a predicted model, not a curated record. Bases 148 to 2214 code for a protein of 688 amino acids. The transcript is spliced from 9 exons. Gene Ontology annotation, molecular function: protein binding; ATP binding; RNA binding. NCBI's taxonomy places the organism in Eukaryota, Viridiplantae, Streptophyta, Magnoliopsida, Rosales, Rosaceae. Gene Ontology annotation, cellular component: nucleus; cytoplasm; ribonucleoprotein complex.
CUUCCCACUUUUCUCUACGCUUCUCACCUUCGGAAGCGUAGUUUUCCACUUUCACAGAGCCAGGGGGUUACGCCAUCAGAUCCCAUCGCAGCUUUUCUCAUUCCUUUACUUUCCGAAACGACGCAGUCAGGAUAGUGUUCCAUUGCCAUGGCUGCCACUGCAACUGCCUCUAGUGGUCCUCGAUAUGCCCCGGAGGACCCCACUCUUCCCAAACCAUGGAGAGGAUUGGUUGAUGGUAAAACUGGGUAUCUUUACUUUUGGAACCCCGAGACUAAUGUUACCCAAUAUGACAGGCCUACGGGCUCAGCUCCUCCGUUAAAGCCGUCUUCGGCACAAUCUAUAAGUUCUUCAGUUCAUGUUCAACAAUCUUCACAAGGACGUCGUCCUGAUGAGGGAGAUGAUAGGUAUGGCAGAGGCAGCAAUGGUGGGUCAAAAUUUGACUCUGGACCAAGAAAUCAGCAGAGUGCAAGAAGUGCAACAGUUUCUUCUCAUAAUAUUCCGAAUGGGACACUUAGUGCACUUGGAGGAUCUUCUCUGAGAGGAAAUGGAUCAUCAGACACUGGAAUUGGUUUGUCUGCUGAGGCUUAUAGUCGUCGACAUGAAAUAUCUGUUAUUGGUGAUAAUGUGCCUCCACCCUUCACUUCAUUUGAAGCUACUGGCUUCCCAUCCGAGAUUCUUAGAGAGGUACAAAAUGCAGGUUUUUCUUCCCCAACUCCAAUUCAGGCACAGUCUUGGCCGGUUGCUCUUCAAAGUAGAGAUAUAGUAGCCAUUGCUAAAACAGGUUCAGGGAAGACCUUGGGGUAUUUACUUCCUGGAUUCAUCCAUCUCAAGCGCAGCCGUAAUGACCCUCAGUUGGGUCCCACUGUGUUGGUGCUAUCACCAACAAGGGAGCUGGCAACACAGAUUCAAGAUGAGGCAGUGAAGUUUGGGAAGUCCUCAAGGAUAUCUUGUGUGUGUUUGUAUGGAGGAGCUCCAAAGGGUCCACAAUUGAGAGAUAUUGACCGAGGAGCUGAUGUUGUGGUUGCCACUCCUGGCCGCUUGAAUGAUAUUCUUGAAAUGAAGAGAAUCAGCCUCCAUCAAGUUUCGUACUUAGUGUUGGAUGAGGCUGACCGUAUGCUGGACAUGGGUUUUGAACCUCAAAUAAGGAAGAUUGUGAAUGAGGUACCUGCUCGCCGCCAGACCCUAAUGUAUACAGCAACUUGGCCGAAGGAGGUUCGCAAGAUUGCAGCAGAUCUGCUGGUCAAUCCUGUUCAGGUUAACAUUGGCAAUGUUGAUGAACUGGUUGCGAAUAAAUCCAUCACGCAGUAUAUUGAAGUACUCGCCCCAAUGGAGAAACACAGGCGGCUGGAGCAAAUAUUGCGAUCUCAAGAGCCAGGAUCCAAAAUAAUAAUCUUUUGUUCAACCAAGAAGAUGUGCGAUCAACUUUCUCGCAACCUAACCCGCCAGUUUGGAGCUGCUGCAAUUCAUGGUGACAAAUCUCAGAGUGAGAGGGACUACGUGUUGAAUCAAUUUCGCUCUGGGAGGACUCCAAUUCUUGUAGCAACUGAUGUUGCAGCUCGAGGAUUGGACAUCAAGGACAUAAGGGUGGUUAUCAACUACGACUUCCCCACUGGAGUGGAGGAUUAUGUUCACAGAAUUGGGAGAACUGGAAGAGCUGGUGCCACUGGGCUGGCUUACACAUUCUUCGGUGAUCAGGAUUCAAAGUACGCAUCAGAUCUCAUCAAAGUUUUGGAAGGGGCAAAUCAGCGUGUCCCCCCAGAAAUUCGUGAGAUGGCUACCCGUGGUGGUGGGAUGAACAGGUUCAGACGUUGGGGUUCUGGGUCUGGUGGCCGUGAUGGGGGUCGUGGUGGACGAAAUGAUUCAAGUUAUGGUGGAAGGGAUGGUGGGAGGGGAGGUGGAUGGGGAUUUACUCCCUCAUCUGGCAGGUAUGACCGUGGUCACAACAAUGGGUAUGAUAGAGGCCGAAGCCCUGACAAGGGGUCAGGACAUAGAGGCUCUAACCGCAGCCGUAGUCGUAGUCUUGAGAGGUUCGACAAGGCUCUGCCUACAGGUGGAGGCUCUGCAGGGUGGAGUUUUCACAAAGCAAUGAUGGAACGUGAACGGUCAUCGCCGCCACCUCCACGGUCACUCCCGUAUGGUGGUGGGGUGGAUGAAGCUGAGGAAGGUAUGAUACCUCAAGAAGAGGAGGGUGGGUAUCAUAUUGCAAAUGCAUAACUUCAGCUAUCCUAUAGGGGGGGGAACAUAUGCUCUGCUGCUGGCUGUCCUUUUUUUGGUGUUUCGGCAGUGUUCUGUAGGGGCAAGCUUUACAAAGCGCAACCAGGAUGUGACAGUUUGACUUUUGAUUUUUGAUUUUUGAUUUUGAGGUGGGCUAAAAACUCUUGAUGUUAAACCUCUUCAUCCCUUGCUGAAACGAACCUCUUGUCUCCUGGUCUCCAUUUUUGUUUGUGUUAAUUUUUGGGUAGAAAAGAAAGGGCACAAAAGAAGAUGUAGCACUUGUUAGCCAAAUAUUUAUAAAUGUAGUCAAGAUGUAGUUCUAUGAAAUGCAGUUUUAUAUAGUGAUUAAUUAUCAGCAAGUUUAUGAUC